AGGCGAGAAUGACGAAGUUCUUCAAAUGGCCCUUCUAGGAAUUGUCCGAUUACAAUGUGUCACGGCGGAUCCUCGUGCCGGAUCCAGCAUGAUCUGUCAGCCAGAAAAUCCGGUUUGGAGCCCCAUUGCGUGACGUCAGUUUGCGCGCGGCCACGGGCAUCGCAGUGGAAGCACGGCCAGCCAUGCCGACACAAAGUUAACAAAAAGGGACCUUGCUCGGCCUGGCACCUGUCAGGAACUAGCAAGCAAGAGUCAAUCAUAUACACAUGCGAAGGGGGCCCAGUAGAAAUCUUCAGGACAACCACAGGGCUUCCUGUCGAGCCCAAAUUGCAGAUCCAGAAUCCCAACUACUACCCGCAACAGACAAAAAAACGAAUUAGACGCCCGCCGCCGCCAUGCCGCACCCAUUCCACCCCGACGACUUCCCCCUCAACGAGGAUGUCUACCUCGAGCCGACCAAGAUCUUCUAUGUCAAAGGAGGUAUCCACUUCAAGGGCGAUGCCUUCAUCUACGAGCUCACCGACAAGAUCCGCAAGCCCUUUGACGACUUCAGCUCCUCGUUCCAGAAGGAGGCGGCAAAAGUCGCCCAGCGCAUGUCCGAGGGUAACGAGGAAAAAGGCCAGCAGCCAGAGCCGCCAAAGUACACCAUCACCUCGAGCGGCUCCAUGAUGCGGACGCUCAAGACCAUGGUCGACCAGAAGGGCGAGAAGGUCUGUGACCUCAACAUGACGUUUGUCUCGUUUGACAACUCGACCAUCCGCUUCCCCCCCGGGAGCGAGCACUCAAGGCACGCCAUCGAGAUGUACCCCGUCGACGACAAGCUGGCCGACAAGCACGAGGCCUUUAUCAAGAACAGCAUCCCCUACUUCUGGGACCUGACGCAGGGCGGCCAGAUCGGCUACCUCCAAAAGUGCCUCAACCAGAAGCGCUGCGAGAUUGCCCAGUGCACGCCCUGGGGCAUGGGCAAGGACCUGAUCCUGGCGCUCAACGGCGAGGAGCUGGACGAGGUGGUUGCGCUGACGACUUGCCUGAUCCUACUCAACGGCCGUAAUGCUAUGGACCACUAAGAUCAGAGUGAGUGAGGUUUGGUUGGGAGAAGGGAAGGAAAGAGCAUUUUAAUGAGCACGAGAUCAUGUCCCAAUAAUGUAUGACACGGCGUUAACGAUUUUGUAAA
Microdochium trichocladiopsis is the source of this 1174-nucleotide messenger RNA. RefSeq lists its product as uncharacterized. The transcript has a single exon. The record is from RefSeq and is a predicted model, not a curated record. Lineage: Eukaryota; Fungi; Ascomycota; Sordariomycetes; Xylariales; Microdochiaceae. Bases 396 to 1067 code for a protein of 223 amino acids.